This is a messenger RNA of Pezoporus flaviventris, 4369 nucleotides long. RefSeq names its product bombesin receptor subtype 3 (gene BRS3). Lineage: Eukaryota; Metazoa; Chordata; Aves; Psittaciformes; Psittacidae. Gene Ontology annotation, molecular function: bombesin receptor activity. The coding region runs from base 2366 to 3553 and encodes 395 amino acids. Gene Ontology annotation, cellular component: membrane. Gene Ontology annotation, biological process: bombesin receptor signaling pathway. The transcript has 3 exons. The record is from RefSeq and is a predicted model, not a curated record.
UCAUGCUGCUGUGAGCAGGGUUAAACACAUGCACUGUGUCCUAUUAGAGACAGAGCAGGGAGAAUGUGUCUGUGCUUCCAGGUAAUGCAGGCUUCCAAAGUGUGAAGCACCAGAUUGAGCAUUCAGGGUCAUAUACAUUCUAUAUACAUGAAUUGAGGUCCAGUUUGGAAUUAACAGCACAUGUAACCAGGUGUAAGCAGAAUUAUAAACCCUUGUUACUUUCAGGGGCUGCUUUCACCCAUGGCACAUGGUGGUGUCCUUAAGAGGUUUAAAUAUGGGUUGGGAAUGUCUGUCAUCUUUCCCUUCUAACCUCAAUUAUCCCCAGACCAACUGUUGGGAACAUCUCAUAGCUCAAGAGCCUCUGGUCCUCUGGAUUCUCUCUUACACAGAGGGGUGUUAGUUCAGGUCCUCCAUCCUGCUGUACAAAAUGAUUGAGUGACAGAAUAAACCGAGCCUCAGAUUUCAUGUUGUCAGCUCUACUCCCUCUGAUGGUUCUGAAAGCCUUGGGGAACGUAAGAGGCUGGGAUCUAUUCUGCUCACUGAACUUUGGUGCAUCAACCAACCCUUAGUGCAAUUAGAAGCAAGUAACUAGUUUCCUUCAUCCUAAAUGCCAGUUUCAGCUAAACACCUGAUGUUUCAUUCAGAUGCCACCUUUGAGUAUUCAACACUUGGUGGAAAGAAAUCAGUUGCUGGUGUUUGUUGAUGCCCUCCUUCUCCUGCAGAGGAAAUCUAAACAUUUUAUGUAAGUACCUGACAUUAAGCUGUCACAAUCUGCUACACUCACUGAACUCUAGAUUAAAUAUAAUCCACAGUACUACGCCACUGUGGGUGGACAACAUAAUUGGGCAUCCUCAAAGGUACCUAAAUGUGUGAGCAACCUACACAGUGUGCCUGCAUAAGCUAUAGUAUGGUUCAUCAUGACAAGAACUUCUCUUCUAAAAGCACUCUAAAAACAAAUGGAACUGGAAUGUUUAACCCAUUCAUCCUUUUUGGAUCAGUGACUCCUUCUCCCACCUGGCCACAGCUUCAGUCUGCUGACCAUCUCCCAUCUGGUCUACCACCAUUCGAUACCGAUGGCAUAGUUGUGUUUGCAAGACUGGGAAUGGGAGAGGGAAAAUAAGACUUUUCACAGGGGAGUCUUUUUGAGUCAAUGAAAUCAACUUGAUUUGGUGUGGCUGUGGCUGUGUGCAGCUGAAGAUAAGGGAUCUGUGUGAUCUGAGCAGGGAACCUUCUCCACUUGAACUUCACAGCUGAGAACUGGCUGGGGGAAAAUACCCUCCAGCCUGAGCCUGUGAUCUUCAUUUUCAAGGCAUUAAGCUCAGUCCUUUGCUAUCUUUUCCACUUGCACUAUUUAGAGAUUCGAUCUUGGCUUUCUUAGUUUCAGGAGAUUUAACUAAGUAGGUCCCAUUCCUUGUACCUUAUUUAUUAAAGAUAAUCAGGAGCUCAUCAUAGGGCAGAGUUCAAGAGUUGACAAAUUUAAAUAUAAGAAACCACAUAGUACUAACAUGGUUGAUCGAGGCAGCAUCAGGAAAAGUUGGUUCUCUCCUAGAUGAUCUGAAUCAUUUGUCGUACCAUCCAAAGCCAGUAACUACAUGGAUUACUGCAAGAUAACAGGCUUCUGUAUGGCACCUAUAAACCUGUUCAAACUCCAGCAUGAGUUGUGGUUUCGAUGGCAAUGGGAUUAUUUCAAGGGACAAACCUAAUCUUUAAUGUAAGAGUUAGCAGGGGUACGGCCAUAAAUAUCAACCUUAUAUUGCCUUUUGGAAGGUUACUGCAUGUCUGUGAUAAAUGGAUUAAACAGAGUACAGACAAGCACAGGCUGUCUCUAUGGCUUUUCCAGCAAACACUAUAUUCUGAGUUAUCUGUCAUUAAGAUAUACUGUAGAGCUUUGUGGUGAAUUAGUCUAUUCUAUGCUUACCUGUACUGCUGAGAAAACUAUUUCAGGUUUUCCUUUGAUUUCCUUCUUAGAGUAUACUGACAGAUUUUAACAAUCAUUUGCAACCGAUGCAAACCCUAAUGCUGCAGUAACCACAAGUACUUGCCAGAUACUUCCAAGAGAAACCAUCCUUUCAGCUAAAAUCUUUAAAGAAACUCCACUUUUCUCCUUUCCUCCUCCCUCUCUGCUCCACCAGCUGAAAAGCCAAUAACAAAAUUCUCCACCUCCUACACAGUUCAGAACAAGAUCCGUGUGCAUUUCUCCUAGGCAUGUUUUGAAACCCAGAAGGGGAUGAAAGUAGUUAAUGUGCCAUGGGAAUCUUAAUUUCAGCUGCAAAUCUGUAUCUUUCUCUUGCUGAUAUGCUGGAAGCUAAAUGUUAAUGUUGUGAUUGAUUUAAGUCCAGCCUGGGGAGAAGAAGCAGUUGAAGAGAUGUCUCAACUAUACUCGCCUUCAACUAAUGAGACUUUGCGUGCGUCUACAGACGGUACAGAGCUGAAAUCGAUCAUUGAUAAUGAAACCACAACCGAAGAAUGGACCGAAGACUCCUUCCCAGGAUUGGAAAUACUGUGCACCAUUUACAUUACAUACUCGGUGAUCAUUUCCGUGGGGCUCCUUGGAAAUGCAAUACUCAUCAAAGUAUUUUUCAAGAUUAAAUCCAUGCAGACAGUUCCAAACAUCUUCAUCACCAGCCUGGCGUUUGGAGACCUCCUGCUUUUAUUGACUUGUGUGCCUAUAGAUGCCACCCGGUACAUUGUGGAUACCUGGCUCUUCGGAAGGAUUGGGUGCAAGCUGCUGUCUUUCAUCCAGUUAACCUCAGUUGGAGUCUCAGUGUUUACCCUGACUGUUCUCAGUGCUGACAGGUACAGAGCCAUCGUUAAGCCCUUGGAACUGCAGACUUCAGAUGCGCUCCUGAAGACCUGCUGUAAAGCGGGCUGCGUUUGGAUCGUCUCCAUGAUAUUCGCUAUCCCAGAGGCUGUCUUCUCCGACUUGUAUUCUUUCAGCGACCCCAAGAAGAAUGUAACUUUCGAGGCAUGUGCCCCCUAUCCUGUGACUGAGAAGAUCCUGCAGGAAGCUCACUCCCUGGUUUGCUUCUUAGUGUUCUAUAUUAUACCCUUAGCUGUCAUUUCUGUCUACUAUUUUCUAAUCGCCAGAACUUUAUAUAAGAGCACCUCCAACAUGCCAGCAGAAGAACACGGUCAUGCCCGUAAGCAGAUUGAAUCCCGCAAGAGGGUUGCAAAAACAGUGCUGGUGCUUGUUGCUUUGUUUGCCUUCUGCUGGUUGCCCAACCACAUCCUCUACCUAUACCGCUCCUUCACAUACCACGCUUCUGUCGAUGCUUCCACCUUCCAUCUGAUAGCUACUAUUUUUUCCCGUGCCUUGGCCUUCAGCAAUUCCUGCAUCAAUCCUUUUGCUCUUUAUUGGCUGAGUAAAAGUUUCAGGCAACACUUUAAAAAGCAAGUCUCAUGCUGUAAGGCAAAGCUUCGUUCAAAGCCUCCCAGUGCUACCCACAACACACCGACCAGAGCCCCAUCCAUCACAGGCAGCACGUGUGGCUCAGAAAUCAGUGUUACACUGCUAACAGAUUACAGCAUCACAAAAGAAGAGGAAAGUGUUUAGCCCAUCUGGGAUGAAAAAGGAUAGAAACCAAGCUUUGAAAUCAAGCCCCCACUACUGGGAUCCGGGAAGGAGGUGCCUGGCUAUGGCAGAGUUUUCAUCAGGAGUUGGGGUUUUAAAAUGUACAAUAAAGAAAUCAAACUGUGUGGGAGAAGAAGCUGCAACAGCUGAACAUCCCAGCAUAAGCUCAAAGGGAUUGUUCAUGUUCCCAAGCAUGACCAUGGAUCCCUAGCUGGAAUUCCUGGACUGGGCAGGACAGGAGUCAGCAGAGUUGGUGCAAGAACCAUUUGUGAGAAUGGUUUUGUCCUUGGUGACUUGUUCUUUGACUUGUGACUGAGAGCUCCCUCUGUCACGUACUUGCAUCCACAGCAGGCAAGCAAACUCACCUAUGGUCCUAACACCAUCAAGCAAGAAGAUUUCUGAUUUCUUUUUGUUGUCCUGAAUGUUAAAAAUUGCUAAACUCAUCAAAAGGCACACUAAAAUGAAAGAAAGCUAAGGUUUGUAGUACAGUGUAGUGAAAGAAGAAUAAGCAUUAUGGACCAGAUCUACACCAGCCCUUGCUCUGACAGUGAUUUACUUUGAAUCUCUGGGUAAGAACUGACUGCUGUGUAAAGAGCUUCCCUUCUCAGCUCCUAAGGAAGUCAAGGGAACCAGCCAGUGACUAUCUCUUGGAGAAAGCUAUCAUCUUUAACCAUACUUGUAACAGUCUUUGCGAUCUAUGGGUAAAGCAUCUCAGCAGUGCAGCACUCCUCAUUGUUCCAGUGAUUUAACAUCAAGAAACUGAGGUGGAUCUGUAUUAAAGUUCUAUUUGGAUUUACA